AUGAUGGACUAUAGAGCCGUCCUGCGGUUCGCAACAGUCACCAGAGCUGCCUCAUUGUGUUUGCAGGCUCUAUUGAACGCUGCCAUCCCUGAUCACGAUGCUGAGGCGUUCAGGCCCCCACGGACAGAAGACCCUCUCUACUUGGACUCGGCGGUAGAGUGGUUAUUCGGCGGUCUCGGCCAUUGGGACGCCGAGCAUUUCCUCCACAUCGCUGAGAGAGGAUACCUCUACGAGCACAACUUUGCUUUUUUCCCCCUUUACCCCAUCAUUCUGCGGGGUCUAGCUGACACGCUGCUGUGGCCCCUGGGUGACUGGUUGAGCUUGCGAGGCCGUUUGUUGUUGGCAGUCGCCCUUGGAAAUAGUACCCUUUUCCUGCUGAGCGUGGUGGCCUUGCACGCCCUCAGUCGAGUGGUUAUGCAGGACCGACGUCUCGCCCUGCUUUCCACUUUGCUGUACUGCAUCACACCUGCCAAUGUUUUCAUGACUGCAGGCUAUUCGGAAAGUCUGUUUGCCGCACUCACCUUUGGGGGUCUGUUUCUCCUGGAAAAAGGGCUCAUCCUUCGAGCCUGCCUGGCGUUGAGUACAGCAACUGCAGCACGAUCCAAUGGCCUGGUUAAUAUAGGCUUUCUUCUGUAUCUUCCAUCAGUAUAUGCCAUCUCUCAAAUCCGUUUAUACCGUUCCAUUGCCAAAGGCCACAGGAAGUUCUUCCAUUACAUUUGGGUCAUUGUCCGCCUCCUGCUUACGUCACUGCUUGGAACAGCAGUUAUUGCCCUUCCCUUCUGCGCUUUUCAAUACUAUGGCUAUAGAACGUUUUGUACACCUACAUCUUCUUUGGACCGUAUCCCUCUUGCUCUUAUCUCUUUGGCUGAGCAGAAGGGGUAUCGGAUUGCAGAUGAAAAUAGUCCUCCUCCUUUGUGGUGCAUGAGACCUCUCCCCAUAAUUUAUUCCCAUAUCCAGGACGUGUACUGGAACACGGGCUUCCUCCGUUACUUUGAACUGAAACAAAUACCGAACUUCCUUCUUGCUCUACCCAUGGCUACUUUGGGUGUAAUGGCAGCUUAUGCCUAUUUCCAAGCAAACCCAGAGCUGUGUUUCAGACUCGGACUUUGGGAGGCAGAUUCAAAGAAAAGCCUGGACAAACCCAUACCGGGAUUUUUAAACCCCAGAGUUUUUGUUUAUGUUGUACAUUCGACUGUUCUGCUGGUGUUUGGAACCCUGUGCAUGCAUGUGCAGGUCCUAACCAGAUUCAUGGCCUCCUCAUCUCCUGUCCCCUUCUGGAUCAGUGCUCAUCUGCUUCUACUUAACGAACCACUUCUCCACCGACGGAAAACCUCAAAACCCAACAUUCAGUUGAAGACUCCUGACAAAAACGGAUGCAAGCACACUCCUCCAAAUCCUGUCGUUGCACUGAUACCGUACAUUAAAAUGUGCUCUCCCACCACACAAAGCAUCUUGGGAUACUUUCUCUCAUACUGGUUCCUGGGACUGGCGAUGCAUUGUAACUCUCUACCGUGGACUUGA
Nerophis lumbriciformis (worm pipefish) is the source of this 1521-nucleotide messenger RNA. NCBI's taxonomy places the organism in Eukaryota, Metazoa, Chordata, Actinopteri, Syngnathiformes, Syngnathidae. The record is from RefSeq and is a predicted model, not a curated record.